This is a messenger RNA of Aedes albopictus (Asian tiger mosquito), 1463 nucleotides long. It is a transcript of the gene Dlc90F, whose product is annotated as dynein light chain Tctex-type. Gene Ontology annotation, molecular function: dynein intermediate chain binding. The transcript is spliced from 3 exons. Bases 237 to 572 code for a protein of 111 amino acids. Gene Ontology annotation, cellular component: cytoplasm; cytoplasmic dynein complex. Gene Ontology annotation, biological process: microtubule-based movement. Lineage: Eukaryota; Metazoa; Arthropoda; Insecta; Diptera; Culicidae. The record is from RefSeq and is a predicted model, not a curated record.
UUUCGAACACUCCGCGCAGAAACGUCAAACACCGUUUUUUUCGCAGACUUUUCGGCUGCAGUUUCUUUGAAGACGCAUCGGAGAUUCAACAGAAAAUUCUGGCUUUUCCUGCGGCAGUCCGUUGCUCUUUUACGGUGUUUUUGUGAAGUGAAUCCCUAUCAUCGUCUUCCGGCGAUUCAACAAGUUCAGUGUUUUUGUCCGGCGGAACCGCUAGAGAACUCAGCAAGCAAACAACAAUGGAUGACGGCAGGGAAGAGCAUCAAUUCGUCGUGGAUGAUGUGAGCAAAAUUAUCAAGGAAGCAAUCGAAACGACCAUCGGAGGCAACGCGUACCAACACGACAAGGUGAACAACUGGACCGGAUCAGUCGUGGAAACCUGCCUGAGUGUGCUAACCAAACUGCAGAAACCUUACAAGUAUAUUGUCACCUGUAUGAUCAUGCAGAAAAACGGUGCCGGACUGCACACGGCCAGCUCCUGCUUCUGGAACAACGAAACGGACGGUUCCUGCACGGUACGCUGGGAGAACAAGACGAUGUACUGCAUCGUGUCGGUGUUCGGACUGUCGAUCUAGAAAGUUUAGCGCCGCACGUUUGUUCGGUGUCACUACCCGGAAUGUUGCCUCCUUCUCGUCCGAGCGAAGAAAGAAAGGGAAGCGAAACCACAUUGACUACAUUGACUAGACGCUGACAAGCGGAUUCGUAAGCUCCCACGUCCAUUCUGGUGCGCAUUCGCCAAUUUAGCUGUUGGUAUUUUUUUUUAUUAUGAAUACUACAUCACCAUCACUAUUUAUAUUCCAAUUUGAGGGAUGAUUGGUUUUGAUGUCUACACUUUUAGUUAUCUCGUAAAUUAUUUAAUAUAAUUACCAUGUGGCCCUUGGAAGCGAAAAUAUAUGUAUAGCAAAUGGGUUCUUUCCCAUUCCAUAAAUUUACCAAAACCGAAUAUUCGAUUGUUCUAAAAAUAUAUAUUUUUAAGUAAAUUAAAACAUGUUUUUCUCGUACCCCGCUUUAUCCCAUCAAAACAAAACAAAAAAAAUCACCAGCUUCGAUGUUCAGAUAUCGGUUCAAAUACUUCGUAAAUUGGCCGGCUCGGAGUGUAGCCUCCUUACUGAAGUAUUUUCUUUAUCAAUAGCUUAACAUCGUAGUUAGAUUUUUCCAGUUGUUCCACGAACUUUGAAACCCGUAGACAUAAUUGUUGUAGAAUCAGAAAAUAACAAAAUUGGGCCUUGGAUAUGAUCGGAUCAAGAAAUCGACUAACAAUUACCUAACUGAUGAUGCGAAUGGAAUUUGAGAGUGUAAGACGCGACGCGCAAAUUUAGGAACCAGUAUGAAGGAUGGUUUUGUGGUCACCGCUGCACUUGAGUUAUUUGCUGUUAUCAACGAAAUAUUGCAGGGCAGCGAGCGUGGAAGAAUUGUGUGCGUUAAUGUUGGAAUAAAAUCUAGAAUGUAAGAUUUAACGAAUAGAA